AUUUCUUACCAUUCACAUGCAACCUCUGCAAAAAGGAAUUUUGUGUUGACCAUCACACGUAUACUGCCCACGGCUGCACAGAAAGUUACCGAGCAGAUGUACAAGUACCUAUAUGCCCUCUUUGUGAUCAGCCAGUACCAAGUAAAAGAGACCAGCCACCAGAUUUAGCAGUUAAUGACCAUAUGGAAAAUAACUGCAAAAAUAAAGCCAAGAAAAAGAUCUACACAAACAAGUGUUCUGCACCAGGUUGUAAGGGUAAAGAAAUGGUAAAAGUAUCGUGCGACUCCUGUGGCCAAGACUUUUGUCUGCGACACAGACAUACUUUAGACCAUGACUGCAAAGGACCAGUAAAUCCUCGUGGUCGUGCAGCGGCAGCUGCGGCUUCCAGAAUGUCAGAUAAGAACAAGAGCAAAAAACAAACGAGCAGCGGUAGCAAUGGUAUUCUAAAGUAUCUGAAUCAUCCUCCAGGAGGUCCAAGACCUACAGGGAAUGCACCACCCAGUAGGGGUGCCAGUAUGUCUUCUUUUCAGGCUGGUUUGUCCGAAGAUGAGGCCUUAGCCCGAGCAUUAGCAGCUUCAAUGCAGGACACAAAUGGAUCCACUAGUCAGCAGCAACAGUCACAGCCUCCUCCUGCUGAUAACGAAGAUGAACUCCUUGCUCAAGCUAUAGCUGCUAGUCUUGAACAGCGUCAGGAGCAUAACAAUACUAGUCGAAAUAGCUGUAAUGUCUGCUAACAUUUUUAUGGCACUUUGUCAAUGACUUCAAAUAUAGAUGUAUUGUUUACCUAUAUCAGUGAAGUUUUUUGAGCUUACAGUAUCGGUAUCUGAUAUACAUUAACUGUGAUUGGCCACUAAUGCUGGGCAGUGCUCUAGUCUGGUUACAGUGACAUAGGCUGCAGAUAUUUACUGUUGGUUCAAAAGAAUGGACAAUACAUUUUUGUGUAUGAUGCAUUUUAGGAUGUUAUUGUUACAAAAUAUAUCACUAUUUUUGCACCUAAAAAGUACGAGAUUUUAAUAUAUAAACAUUAUAUCAUAAUUUAUGAAUAUUUCUAUUUUCAUAAUAUACCACAGGUUUUCUCAGGUCUAGCAUGUUUUAUUUAAUGAACUGAUGUUUUAUGGAAAGCAUAACAUUAUUUUUAGGGGCUCCGUGACAUUAAUUGCACCACAGGUAUCAAUGAAACCUUGUGCCCUAUUUUUGUAGCAUCUCCAGAAUUCACUUGUGAAGAAGUGUCUCGGAGCUAUUUUUUUAAUUGAUGGUAAGAUCGUCAGUUAUUGAUUGUAGUUGUACACCUUAGUAAUAAUCAGUCUCAUAUUACACCUUGUAUUUUAUUGUUGAGGAAUUGGAUGAAAUGUGAUUUGUGAUUUUACUGUCAUUGUGUACUUAAUUAAUGGUUCAAUAUAGUUGAUGUGAGGUCAUUUUUACUUGAUAUAUAUCUCUGCAGUGAUUUUGAUAUAGCAAAAUCUGCAGUUGAUUGUAGGGUAUUGUUUAUAUGCCAGCUUAGACAUUCUGUAAGGUUGCAGACGGAGAAGUCAGUUCCUUGUAAUGGUAACCAUUUUUCUUAAAGGCCUUUCUGUCAGUAGAGGGAGCAGUAUUAAGAAGCCAAACCCUCAUGACUUUACACUGCCAAGGAUAAAAGUUAGGCCAUCUAUUUAAUGUUCAUGAAUACAGGAAAUAAAUGCUUUGAAUUCUUCCCUUGUUGUAACUGGUUGAAGAGUCAGUCUUAUAACCAUUAUUUUUUGGAUAAUUUAAUCAUUAAUAAAGCAACAAAGAACA
This is a messenger RNA of Macrobrachium nipponense, 1773 nucleotides long. RefSeq names its product AN1-type zinc finger protein 2B-like. Gene Ontology annotation, cellular component: endoplasmic reticulum; cytoplasm. Gene Ontology annotation, biological process: proteasome-mediated ubiquitin-dependent protein catabolic process; protein targeting to ER. The record is from RefSeq and is a predicted model, not a curated record. Gene Ontology annotation, molecular function: zinc ion binding. Lineage: Eukaryota; Metazoa; Arthropoda; Malacostraca; Decapoda; Palaemonidae.